UAGGAAGGAAAAGAUCGCGCGAGAAAGACAUUGUUGUGCGACAGAAGUGUCUCCACUUCCUGUGUCGUCAUCGACAUGCGACCAAACCUGGAGCGAGAAGUGGGAGAUUCGAAGUAGCAAAACAAGUAACAGUAAUUUCAUUAAACAAAUGCCAUCUACGAUUAGUUAAAAACGAAAAAGGAAAACCACGACAUCGGAGUAAGCAUGGCGACCCCCAGUAAGACCCCGCCAGGUUCUGACCCCAAGCAGCUGGAGAGAACCGGGACGGUCCGGGAGAUCGGCUCUCAGGCGGUGUGGUCUCUGUCUUCCUGUAAACCAGGUUUUGGUGUGGACCAGCUGAGAGAUGAUAACUUGGAGACAUACUGGCAGUCUGAUGGAUCCCAGCCACACCUAGUCAACAUCCAGUUUAGGAGAAAGACCACAGUGAAGAUGUUGUGUAUGUAUGCAGACUACAAGUCAGACGAGAGCUACACCCCCAGUAAGAUCUCUGUCAGAGUAGGAAACAACUUCCACAACCUGCAGGAGAUCAGACAGUUAGAGAUGGUAGAGCCUAGCGGUUGGAUCCACAUCCCCCUUCUAGACACAGUCAACAACCCCAUCAGGACGUUCAUGAUCCAGAUAGCUGUGUUAGCCAACCACCAGAACGGCAGAGACACGCACAUGAGACAGAUCAAAGUGUAUACCCCCGUGGAGGAGAGCUCCAUCGGCAAGUUCCCAAGAUGCACCACGGUCGACUUCAUGAUGUACCGCACCAUCAGAUGACACUGAGGGUUCCGGGUGGAACCUCCUCAGGGUUCCGAAUAGAACUUUCCAGAGUUCCGGGUGGAACCCUUAAGUGUACAUUGUUGACAAAUAAGGGAAUUGGAAUGCUAAGUUUUUUAAAAAAGUGAAAUAUAUUAUUCUAAUUUUCAAGUUAACCUGAAAUCCUUUUCAUUUAAGAUUACAUGGAGCCACUCAACGUAUUACGGUCUCUGUCUGCAUCCCAAAUGGCACCUAUUCCCUAUAUAGUAGACUACUAUAGACCAGAGCCCUAUUCCCUAUAUAGUAGACUACUUUAGACCAGAGACCUAUUCCCUAUAUAGUAGACUACUUUAGACCAGAGCCCUAUUCCCUAUAUAGAGCACUACUUUAGACCAGAGACCUAUUCCCUAUAUAGUAGACUACUUUAUACCAGAGCCCUAUUCCCUAUAUAGAGCACUACUUUAGACCAGAGACCUAUUCCCUAUAUAGUGCACUACUUUAUACCAGAGCCCUAUUCCCUAUAUUGGGAUUUGACAUCCUCCUG
Molecule: messenger RNA, 1285 nt
Organism: Oncorhynchus keta (chum salmon)
Lineage: Eukaryota; Metazoa; Chordata; Actinopteri; Salmoniformes; Salmonidae
Gene: anapc10
Product: anaphase promoting complex subunit 10
Exons: 6
Coding region: 205-762 (185 amino acids)
Biological process (GO): anaphase-promoting complex-dependent catabolic process; protein K11-linked ubiquitination
Cellular component (GO): anaphase-promoting complex
Source: RefSeq, a predicted model, not a curated record